Molecule: messenger RNA, 2034 nt
Organism: Rattus rattus (black rat)
Lineage: Eukaryota; Metazoa; Chordata; Mammalia; Rodentia; Muridae
Gene: Surf6
Product: surfeit 6
Exons: 5
Coding region: 45-1109 (354 amino acids)
Biological process (GO): ribosomal large subunit biogenesis; ribosomal small subunit biogenesis
Cellular component (GO): nucleolus
Molecular function (GO): DNA binding; RNA binding
Source: RefSeq, a predicted model, not a curated record
GCUCGGCCUCGGGACCCUCUGUAGCUCCAACCCUGGUUGCUAACAUGGCUUCUCUCCUGGCUAAGGAUGCCUAUCUGCAGGACUUGGCCAAGAAGAUCUGCGCGCAGCCUGGCCCUGAGCGGCAGAGGAGCCAGUGGGCUGUCAGAACAAAAGGCUCAGAAGCUGCUGGACCCCCAAAAAAGAAAAGGAAGAAAACACAAAAUAAGUCUCGGAAGCAGGAGCAGAAAGCUAUGGAGCACAAGACUAAACCCCUGGGCAAGAAGUCCCCCACCUCUUCUAGUGCCAAGAAACCAGGGAUAUCCAAACAAGGGAGCUCCGGCUCCCUGGGGUCCCCUGAAGAUAGCCGAGGCACAGCGCCCGAUUCUGUCUUUGCACUGGAUUUCCUGAGACAGCGGCUACAUGAGAAAAUCCAGAUGGCCCGGGGUCAGGGUGGCACCAAGGAGCUGUCUGCUGCCACUCUAGAAAAAAGACAGCGGAGAAAGCAGGAGAGGGAACGGAAGAAGAGGAAGCGGAGGGAGCUCCAAGCAAAGCAGCAGGUUGCAGAGGCUGAGAAAAAGGAGGAACCAGUCAAGGCGCCCCCCAAAAUGGCCUGCAAGGAUCUGCAGGAAUCAGGGCUGAUCUUUAAUAAGGUGGAGGUAGCUGGAGAGGAGCCAGCCAGCAAGGCCCAGCGCAAGAAGGAGAAGCGGCAGCAGGUGAAGGGGAACUUGACCCCACUGACAGGCAGGAACUAUAGGCAGCUGCUGGACCGUCUGCAUGCCCGGCAGGGCCGGGUGGAGGAGCUUCGCGAUCAGGAUGCAGGCAAGGCCCAGGAGCUGGAGGCCAAGAUGAAGUGGACCAACUUGCUGUACAAGGCAGAGGGUGUGAAGAUCAGGGACGAUGAGCGCCUGCUGCAGGAGGCCCUGAAGCGCAAAGAGAAGCGCCGGGCACAGCGGCAGCGCAAGUGGGAGAAGCGUUCGGAGCAUGUGGUGGAGAAGAUGCAGCAGCGACAGGACAAGCGACGCCAGAACCUGCGCAAGAAGAAGGCAGCUCGGGCCGAGCGACGGCUACAGAAGGCCCGCAAGAAGGGCCGGGUGCUGCCCCAGGACCUGGAGCGUGCAGGCCUCUCCUGAGAGCUUGCACCUGCCAGGUUCCUGGCUGGGCACCUUCCUACCUGGCUUCCAUCCAUCUCCAUCCUUGAGGGUUGAGGUGGUAUGAGGUGACAGACUGGGUCUCCUGUGUGAGGUUGACAGUUCUUGCACCCCACAACCGAAGUGAGAUCUGACUGCGUGCCAGGACGUUUCAGCAGCAUCCUUAAGGAAGACCAUGUUUCCCGUUCCUGAGGGAUGAAGGGGAUCUGUGCCCAUGUCUUGUGAGGGGUGUGUCACUGUGUCUGUAUGUCUGUGUAUGUCUGUGUUCUGAAUGCUCCAGAGUUGGGAUAGAGGUUGGGGUGAAGUGCCCCACUGACCCCUUCCUGCCCACCUGGUAUAUCCAGUGGCCAUGAGAACAAAAGGUCUUGACUACCCGUUCUGUAUUCACUAGUCUUGGGAACAGAGAAGAGAGCCCAAGAGUUUUGGGAGAAUCUGAUCCAGUCAGGUAUGUCUCUGGGCCAGAGCUUGAGAGCUGUGUUGAAGGCCAGCAUCCAGCUCAAAAAUCUAGAGUCCUUCCUGAGUCCCAGGAUGUGCUUGCUCACCUGUGAGCCAGUUGAUGGCUGCGACUUACAUGUUGCCUAGUUUUAUGUCAGUUUAAUACAAGCUGGAGUUGUCUGAGAAGAGAGUGCCUCAACUGAGAACCCCGCUAGAUUGGCCUGUGGUGCUUUUUUUUAAAAAAACAAAAAACCUGGUGAAUGAUAUGAUAGGGCCUGGUUCAUUGUGGCCAGUGCCACCCCCGGACUGACGGUCCUGGGUUGUUUAAGAAAGUAGGCCAAGCCAGCUGUGGGGGACAAGCCAUUAAGUAGCUUUUGCUUCAGUUCCUGCGUCUAGGUUCCUGCCCUGGCUUCCCUUGGUGAUGUACUGUUACCUGGAAAUGUAACAUGAAGUAAACCCUUUCCUCAAGUUG